AUGGACCCUGCUGAGGCCAUAGUCAUGAAGGAUACCUGCGAGACCUUUCGUCGAGGUUUGCAGGCUUUUCGAAAAGCUCGAGACUGGGCUAAAGAACAUCGCGACCAUCUCAUAACAACUGCGAAUGCCAUUGCACCUUGGGAAGAAACGGACUUCCACGGAAGCCUCCUUUUCAGAGGAACAGAUUUCGCAGCCACGCAAGCAAUCACAACAACAUUUUGGGUUCAGCUCUCGAGGAUCCAGCUCACAAAACGCGCACUAGAUGAGCUUAACAGACGAUCAUCAAAUUCCAGUCCCUCUCCCAAACUGACAACCCAACCCUUAUCCAGCCCGUCCUCUCGAGAUGAACUAGCUCGCCUGAAACGCUUCUCCAGACUCGGAGGACCUGAUCUUCGCGAACUGAUUGGGUAUCAACACCCUCUGGCGCGAAGAGGACGAUCGAGGUCAGGUUAUCGCCAAUCAAAUGGACCACCAAAACAGGCUUAUACACCACAUUCUUCGCUACGCACAGCAUCUGAAAAACACUCAUCGGCGUAUGACGCCAACUUUGAACAAGCACUUAUUGAUGUUGGGAUUUAUCCUGUCGGAUAUCCCGGACAUCGUGAUCGGCGACCGAAGAAUCUGGAUGUUAUUACAAACAGGCUGGAGAGGCGAAGGGAAUCAAUCUCCCAGUUUGACGACGAAAUCUUCGACGAUUUUGUACAAAGAAACCAUGACGCCAGGAGUGAGAAGACUGUGAUGAGCAAUGUUUUCCCAAUUGUUCGAGGUUCGGCAGACAUUCCAUUUGGAGAAGAUAAACUUUUUGGAAAUUUGGAGCCGCUGGCUGAUGGGGUUGUUUCGGCAAAACCGGACUUUUAUGAUGGAUCUCUUGUAGCAGACUGCGACAAGAAGAUUCGCCAACUACUCAGCUCUUCUAUUAUUCCUUCAACUCAAGAACAUCUCCCCAUAGCACCCAACUUCUUCUGUGAGGUGGGUGAGCGGCAAGCCUUGUAUAACGGGGCCGUUGGUGCCCGUGCAAUGCAUACUCUUCAAGGAUUCGGUAGGGAAGCAACGUAUGAUAACAAUGCUUAUACCAUCACUUCGCUUUACCACUGCGGCCAUCUUCAACUGUAUACCGUGCAUCCCUUGAAGUCUGCACACCCAGCGAGAGAAACAGAUUAUCAGAUGACCCUGUUGAGGUCAUACUCAUUGAAGGAUACCUGCGAGACCUUUCGUCAAGGUGUGCAAGCUUUUCGAAAUGCUCGAGACUGGGCUAAAGAACAUCGCGAUCACCUCAUCUCAACGGCGAAUGCUAUUGCACCGACGCUGCCGCACUUGUUGCCCUAUGCUGCUGGAACCGACUUCCAGGAUUCGGACACAUCUACGGAUGAGCUGGCUCAGCUACCCACAUCAAGGAAGAGAGUAUUGUCCCAUGGAAAUCAAUCAGUUGGGCCAGCUGAUCGGGAAAAGUCAUCUCGCACCACGUAG
Molecule: messenger RNA, 1467 nt
Organism: Aspergillus ochraceoroseus IBT 24754
Lineage: Eukaryota; Fungi; Ascomycota; Eurotiomycetes; Eurotiales; Aspergillaceae
Exons: 4
Coding region: 1-1467 (488 amino acids)
Source: RefSeq, a predicted model, not a curated record